AUGGAAGCCGCCGACACAUUCACACUCCUCCCUCUGCAGGUGGACAAUGCCACAGGUACCAUCAGCGCAACGGGUUCCGCAAACAACGCCCUCAACACCGAGCUCGAUGCUCUGAACGCACUUCACCGUGGCCUCCUCAAUGUCGAGACGCCUACAGGCACGCCGCCGCCGCCUGUUCCUGUCAACCCUAAGCGCUCGGCACAAAUUGGCAAACUGCGUGAAUCUGGUAACGCCGAGUUCCGCAAAGGCAAUCACACUGGCGCCGUCAAGCUAUACACUCUUGCAAUCGACAUGGCGCUCACUCGCCCGCACUGGGAGCCGUCUGGUCUGGUGCGCGAGGAGGUCUCUGGAUUGCUGAGCAAUCGCGCGCAGGCGAACAUGGCACAACAGAACUGGGCCGAGGGCUCGGUGGACGCAGAGGCGAGCGUCGAGAUGAAGAAGGCUGGCAAUGCUAAGGGAUGGUGGAGGAGAGGGAAGUGCCUGCUUGAAAUGGGCAGGUUGGAUGAGGCAGAGCAAUGGGUCAAGCAGGGCCUCGAGUUCGAAGCAACAGAGCAAGAUUUGGUACAGUUGAAGGAGCAGAUCGAGAGCAAGAAGGGCGGUCAGACAAGCGUAUUGUAG
This is a messenger RNA of Ascochyta rabiei, 618 nucleotides long. RefSeq lists its product as uncharacterized. Gene Ontology annotation, molecular function: protein binding. The coding region runs from base 1 to 618 and encodes 205 amino acids. Lineage: Eukaryota; Fungi; Ascomycota; Dothideomycetes; Pleosporales; Didymellaceae. The transcript has a single exon. The record is from RefSeq and is a predicted model, not a curated record.